Messenger RNA from Eruca vesicaria subsp. sativa (arugula), 156 nucleotides. Lineage: Eukaryota; Viridiplantae; Streptophyta; Magnoliopsida; Brassicales; Brassicaceae. The record is from the annotation of a GenBank genome assembly.
AUGCUUGCUAGUAAUUUUUCCCUUGUUGUUACAGCGCCAGUGGAAGGAUGCAAUCCUCCAAAUUCUCUUCAUACGAAUGUUCCUCCAGGUCCUAAUCCCGCCAACAACUACACCCGUGGAUGUUCCAAAAUUACACGCUGCCAACGAGAUAUAUGA